Molecule: messenger RNA, 492 nt
Organism: Phycomyces blakesleeanus NRRL 1555(-)
Lineage: Eukaryota; Fungi; Mucoromycota; Mucoromycetes; Mucorales; Phycomycetaceae
Exons: 6
Coding region: 1-492 (163 amino acids)
Source: RefSeq, a predicted model, not a curated record
AUGUCUGAUAUCAACACCACACUCAUAAACUCUUUUAGCAAACAAUUUGCCCCAACUGUAAGUGCAGAAGACUUUAGUACAAUGCAACAAAGCAUCAUUGAGCAAAGUGCAUGCUGCAAAGAAAUUUCAGGAGGACAACCUUUGCCUCAACUGGUACUUCUUUCUGGCAGCGAUUUGACAAUGAAGCAACUACAGAUUAAGACCUUGAGUCAUAGCAUCAAGUAUGACCUGAUUGACAAUGACUUUCCUGCUUUCAGUAAAGAAUGGAAAGAAAUUCCAGCAAAGCACCGGAACCUUCUCCGAGAAAGCUUCAAAAGUGACAACCAGAAGCAAAAAAGAAGAAUGGCACAGCAAGAUGCAAAUGAUUCUUCAUUGUCUUCUGACAAUAUGUCAGAAACAGAUGGUAGCAAGUCGCCUAUUAUGGUGAAUGUGCUGUCUUCUCUGACAGAAAUGAGUGUUGAGCCAGCAUAUAAGAGAAGCCAAAGAUCGUAG